Eruca vesicaria subsp. sativa (arugula) is the source of this 300-nucleotide messenger RNA. NCBI's taxonomy places the organism in Eukaryota, Viridiplantae, Streptophyta, Magnoliopsida, Brassicales, Brassicaceae. The record is from the annotation of a GenBank genome assembly.
AUGCUGAUCUACGCAGUCAAGAAAGCAUUUGAAGAACUAGAAGAAGUAUCAAGAGAGACUGAUACGGGAGAUAAGAAUCAACAAACUACCCCGUUGUUGAUAUACAACCGAAGAAAGAAGACUAAUCGUGCGGUUAAUGAAGUAACAACAGUAUCAGGGGAGACUGAUAGUGGAGAUGAUCAGAUAAAGAAGACUAAUCGUGAGGCCAAUGAACCAGUAACCGUAUCAGGAGAGACUGAUACUAGUUUCCACACUUCUCUUGAACAUCCGAUGACAGCUGAAGGUGUCUCCAAUCCUUGA